GACACCUUUGGGCACCUUGUUCCGCCGCCAUCUGGAAGGAGGAGCAUCGACGGUUCGCGCGUGUCGCACAGAUUCGCGCUCACGUCACGCAAGACACGACACACGAAGCUACGACUUCUUGGCGGUGGCGGCCGACUUCUUGGCGGUGGCGGCUGUUCCACGGCGGCCGUCACACCACCGAGUUGA
This is a messenger RNA of Prorocentrum cordatum, 186 nucleotides long. Lineage: Eukaryota; Dinophyceae; Prorocentrales; Prorocentraceae. The record is from the annotation of a GenBank genome assembly.